This is a messenger RNA of Anoplopoma fimbria (sablefish), 1225 nucleotides long. It is a transcript of the gene id2a, whose product is annotated as inhibitor of DNA binding 2a. Gene Ontology annotation, biological process: negative regulation of transcription by RNA polymerase II; circadian regulation of gene expression; cell differentiation. Bases 130 to 540 code for a protein of 136 amino acids. The transcript has 3 exons. Gene Ontology annotation, molecular function: transcription regulator activity; protein dimerization activity. NCBI's taxonomy places the organism in Eukaryota, Metazoa, Chordata, Actinopteri, Perciformes, Anoplopomatidae. Gene Ontology annotation, cellular component: nucleus; cytoplasm. The record is from RefSeq and is a predicted model, not a curated record.
CUUUUCUAGUCUGAUCGCUGAUCGUCUGGCAAAAAAACAACAAAAAAAAAAAACAGGAUCCUUAAAGAAGAGAUAUCGGGAAGAAAGAAAAACAACCUCAAUCGACUAACUCAACACUGAUUAUAAAACAUGAAAGCAAUAAGCCCAGUGCGGUCCUUCCGGAAAAACAACGCCAAUCUAUCGGAGCACUCCUUGGGAAUCUCUCGGAGCAAGACCCCGGUGGACGACCCGCUCAGCCUGCUGUACAACAUGAACGACUGCUACUCCAAGCUGAAGGAGCUGGUGCCCAGCAUCCCCCAGAACAAGAACGUCAGCAAGAUGGAAAUCCUGCAGCAUGUCAUCGACUACAUCCUGGACCUGCAGAUUGCGCUGGACUCCAGUGUCGCACUAACCAGCCUGCAUCACCCUGCUCGGCCGGGGCAGGCUGCGUCCAGGACCCCCCUGACCACCCUCAACACAGACAUCAGCAUCCUGUCAUUACAGUCCCCGGAGUUGCCAUCAGAGCUGAUGACAGAUGACAGCCGGACUCUGCAUCGUUAAAGCGGGUGUUUGGUCAAGACGCAAAAAACACACACACACACACACACACACACACACAGGACCUGGGGAGCAGGACUUUCUCCCCCAUCCCCCUCUCCUCCUCCUCCUCCUCCUCCUCCUCCUCCUCCAACCUCUGUCCUCCAGGCCUGGAUUUGUUUUCUUUUUUCUGCUGACGCUGAAAUCAAGAGACUUUUGCUUAUUAUGGGACAAUCUAAUGUGAUGUGUUUUCUGUAUGGACACUUCAUUAUUAUUUAACUUAAGACUUUUUUUUAUUUUUAUUUGUGGGUCCUUUCUGGAAAUGGAAGGAGAGUGGGAGGAAAAACGAGAUUAUUGUCACAAGGAUUAUUUCCCCCCCACACACACCCCUGUCCCUCUCCUUGUCUUCGCUUUUUUUGCGGAGGUGGGAACGUGAAUAGAAAAGACAACUUGGUUAGUUACUGUAAAAAGUUUAGUCUUGUCUUGUCAGAAUUGUUGGCACAUGAAGGACUGGACGUUGUUUAAAAAAAAAAAAAGUAAAAAAGUAAAAGAAUGAAACCUUGUGAACUCCUGUCGGGAGUUUAUCUUGUAUAGUUGCAGGAAUUUGAAACUUCUGCAAAAGUGUAAUGUUGUACUUAAUUAUGCUGAAACUUUUUAUAAAAGUAAUGUAAAUUGUACCUUUUUUAUACAAAAUAAAUCAAAAACGCAA